Molecule: messenger RNA, 372 nt
Organism: Protopolystoma xenopodis
Lineage: Eukaryota; Metazoa; Platyhelminthes; Monogenea; Polystomatidea; Polystomatidae
Source: the annotation of a GenBank genome assembly
AUUAGGAAUCAGCCGACUAGCUACAAAGCCUCGUUGCUUGAUCUCUCUCGGCUACUUGUGAGUCCACAAUCAAGAUAUUCCCAACUCUUUAAUACGCAGCGAGCUCCUGGUAAUGUCGUAUGGAAUUCCAUGGCAUCUGUGGAUAAUGUUGACGAUUCAUUUGCCACAGAGUUAAUAGAUUCAUCUCAAAAACUGGAGCUUGAGGGCUAUAGCUCUUCCAAUAAAGCUUUCGAUUCUUGUCAGCUUGCCUUAGAGCUUCCUCGACAUCGCCGUCUAGAUCGCCUAAUUUUGCUCAAGGCUUGGCACUUAAUCGAUACGCCCACAGACCAAGAUCUCUCUGAUAAAAUGCCUAAUGAGGUAGAUCAUGCUUGA